AUGCCCCCAUGGGGAAGACCACCGGGGGCACGACUGGGGAGAGACAACAGGGGACGCGGGUGGGAGAAGACACGAGUGGAGGAGGUGAAUAGUGACGAGGAUGUCUACGGGCGAGAGUUGGUGCGGAACGGACGAUAUGGACGACAGGAAUAUGGACGAGUGGCGCGCCGGCGUGCGGAGUAUGAGGAUUUGACCGAUGACAACGACUCGGUGGAGGGGGGAGACUUUGAUCUGUAUGACCACGAAGAUAGCACCGUGGCCUACGCAGUUCAAUUGGCCAUGCGGGACAAGGAGGAUCAGUUGGUGGACCACGCGCUGGAGCGAAUCCGACGCGCGCAAAUGCUCGGACAGAAGAAUGUGCGGCUGUCGAAACGUGAGUUGGAUGCCUUGGAGCGAAAGCGCCAACAGGGAGACGCGGGAGCUCGACGUCCCAAACAACCGGUCUCUCGACCAUCCUCACGUCGAAGCGCAGUGCCCGAACAACCAGCCGCAUUCCCAUCUUUCGCCCCAGACGCACCCAGUUGGGCCCGUGGAGCAGGUGCGGCCAGUCGGCCUUCCAGCUCAUCCUCUGCUCGCCCACGGACGCCCACGACCCAAUCGCUUCGGCCUCAGCAAUCUGGUUCCCCGCUUCGCCCUACCUACCCAUCAUAUACCCCGGACAGAUUCGCAGCCAAUGGCCGGCCGCAAUCAAUGCAAGCGCCAGCCACGUACCAACGGCCACUGCCAGACGACCCAUCAUGGGCUCCGCCUUACUAUAAUCCCAUGCAGUUGAGCCCGUACGGCGAACCCGCACCGUACCAGCCACAGCUCCCCUCCGAUCUUCGCGUCGGCCCUCAAAAUCACAUGAGCUUCCCUGGCUCUCCAUACCAAGCCUACCAAUCACCCACCCGCCGACGCACCUCCCAAAGCUCUGUGCAGACCCAGGAAGCCCUAGCACCCGCAGCUGCAGAGUCUGAGAAUUCCGAGGAUUCGAGCAGCGAUGACUCGGUGCAGAUCGUGAAAGUGGCCAAGGUGGCCAAGGUGGCGGAGCGACAGGCACCUGUGCAGAAGCGGACGGUCUCCGGUAGCGGUCGUAGCACUCGCAAACGCACGAGUCGGUGA
Penicillium salamii is the source of this 1101-nucleotide messenger RNA. NCBI's taxonomy places the organism in Eukaryota, Fungi, Ascomycota, Eurotiomycetes, Eurotiales, Aspergillaceae. The record is from the annotation of a GenBank genome assembly.